Molecule: messenger RNA, 692 nt
Organism: Theobroma cacao (cacao)
Lineage: Eukaryota; Viridiplantae; Streptophyta; Magnoliopsida; Malvales; Malvaceae
Product: pectinesterase inhibitor 4-like
Biological process (GO): negative regulation of catalytic activity
Molecular function (GO): enzyme inhibitor activity
Source: RefSeq, a predicted model, not a curated record
CAUAGGAACACACAGGAGGAAAUGGAAGCUAAAAGUUUGACAAUGUCAAGCUCUUCUUUGCAUUUGUUUCAAGUCUUAUUAUUUCCGCUCUCCAUUCUUCUUCUCAUGUCAAACAUGCAGAAAAUCUCAGCCGCUGCGACUACUAAGGCCAAUUCUACCGGAACUUACAAAAAUUUCAUCAAAACAGCCUGCAACACAACCAGGUACCCCAAAGAGUGCAACAAAGCUCUCUCCCCCUAUGCAUCCACCAUUAAAACCGAUCCCCAGAAGCUUUGCGACACUGCCUUGUCCUUAACGCUAAAUGCCACAUGCAAUACGUCUUCAUCAAUAGAAUCACUGUCAAAAAUGAAGGGGUUAAGUCCUUCCGAAACCGAAAUCAUCCGUGAUUGUUCUGAAACUGUAGGUGAUGCCAUCGACAAGCUCACGGACUCCUUGAAGGCAAUGGCCAGGGCGCAAGGCUCGAAACGUAGGACCGAAAUGGGUAACGUAAGGACUUGGGUUAGCGCCGCCCUGACGAAUGAGUACACAUGCACGGAUGAAUUUGAAGGCCAGAAAGUAAGCAAAGCUGUGAAGAACACAAUGAAGAAGAGCGUGAUGUAUCUUACCAAAAUGACUAGCAAUUGUUUGGCUCUUCUCAAUUUACUGGAUUACUGAAGUGUUAUCAUUAAUUAGCAUCUUUAUUUUAUUGUUUA